This is a messenger RNA of Psammomys obesus (fat sand rat), 4793 nucleotides long. RefSeq names its product yippee like 2 (gene Ypel2). Lineage: Eukaryota; Metazoa; Chordata; Mammalia; Rodentia; Muridae. The record is from RefSeq and is a predicted model, not a curated record. The transcript is spliced from 4 exons. Bases 160 to 519 code for a protein of 119 amino acids.
CUUCCUCUGUCGACGGCGCCAGUGUGUGGAGCCUGCCGCACACCCACCCCCUGCCAAACCACGGCCUUUACCUGUGUCUUUCGGUGUUUCCCGUGCGACCCGUCCUGUGGGAGCGCCUCGUGGGCCGCCCCAGACUUCACCCCACGCUCAGCAGCACCAAUGGUGAAGAUGACGAGAUCCAAGACUUUUCAGGCAUACCUGCCCUCGUGCCACCGGACCUACAGCUGCAUUCACUGCAGAGCUCACUUGGCCAAUCAUGACGAACUCAUUUCCAAGUCGUUCCAGGGAAGUCAAGGACGAGCAUACCUCUUUAAUUCCGUAGUGAAUGUGGGCUGCGGGCCUGCCGAGGAGCGGGUGUUGCUGACAGGACUCCAUGCGGUUGCGGACAUUUACUGUGAGAGCUGCAAGACCACCCUGGGCUGGAAAUAUGAGCAUGCUUUUGAAAGCAGUCAGAAGUAUAAAGAAGGCAAAUACAUCAUUGAGCUAGCACACAUGAUCAAGGACAAUGGCUGGGACUGACCCGACAGCAUCCGCGUGAAUGCCAUCCAGCUGAACAUUCUACCCAAGCGUGAGAGAGUGAACACUUGGUUCCAUCCAUUCAGGGGCCUUGCCAUCAGGGGGCAUCCUCCCACCCUGACGCCAUCUUUUUUGGUGACUGGCCUCUAAUCACUGUCUCUCUGUCUCUUUGCUUUGUAUCUGUGUGUGAGUUGAUCUUGGCUUCUCUGUUCUAGUGUUGGCUGAAAACAAAAUAAUGGAACAGAUCCUCGGCCGCGUAGCGGCAGCCCACCUUGAAAAGGGGCCCCCAGCCCACGUGGGAGCUGCCUAAUGGCCUCUUGUCUGGAGCAGUGGCACAUGGGGCAUGAGGAAGAGCAAAGGGGUACCUGAGAGUCCUGGAAUUGGGGGGGUGGGGCAGGAGGGUAGAUGUAGGAACAAAGUGUACCGCUCUUGCAGACCUGGUAACUUUAAGGCUUGAAAUAAUUGGCCCUUUCAAAAGGACAAAGAGGAAGAAAAAAUACCUCAUGGCUGUGCUCUCUCUCUGACAAACUCCUGCCCUAACAUCAAACGUGCCAGGACAGCUGAUCGGCACUAGAAGUGGCCCUGGUUCUGGCUGACAGGGAAAGACCCGGGCAUUCUGGACCCGAAUUGGAGCUCGUCCUGCUAGGGUGACUGGGGGACAGGUAAAGUUCAAAUGGGUUUUUAGUGACUCUGCCCUCUGGGCGGUCAUCAUCUUGGUCUCCUUAGCUGCUGGAGGCGAAGGGAAAGAUGCCAAUGCCCCAUUCAGCCAGCAACACAGUAAAAUCAGUGGUGGAAGGAAGCGGGGGAGCAUGAGGGGUUGCAGCCUUGGAGCUCCUGAAAGCAGGCAGGAAAAGUCAAAAUUGGGAACUAGGCAACAGUUCCAUGGAGUAAUGCAGCAGAGGAGAGGUUCUGGGGAGCAGCAGGCGUGGCCCGGCUGGCCUCCUCGGCUAGGCAGUGGCUUCUGUGGGAUCAGCAGUUCUUUGUUCGUGGUGUGUCUGGGUUUUGGUGGUUUUAAUUUUUUUCCCCAUCCAGUUCCAUCACCACAACCUGGGGAGCAAAGAGCCAAGCUUCCAUCCCUCAUGCCUCUGUUGUUCUUAGACCUGAAUGUCUCGUGGGGAGAAAUCUUUUGACAGGGCCCUCCAGCAGUGGGGAGGAAUCACAGAUUCAAUAUUGCCCCCUCAACCACCACCAAACCCAAGCUUCCUUGGGGUGGGCAGAAAAAUCCCUGUAAGUCUCAUGAAACGAAAAGGAACUUAUUUAAUCAACACUUGUGAAGGGCAUUUUGCAGCAGUUAGCCAUCGUGUGGCUCAUGGCCGAAACUUGUUUGAAUUAAUUUCAUUUCUUAGGCAGAAAAUAAUGUUAAAAUAUGUGCAUAUUAGGUAAUUCCCAACAACUGAUUCUCUGAACUAGGCUGGGUCCUCCAGGAAAAACUCACCUCUGAAUAAAGCCUAAUAGAAGAGGGAGGCCUUGGAGAUAAGAAGCUGUAGAAUUGGUUAACCAAGGUUAAAGCAGCCCACCGGGGACACUGCAGUUCACCUCGUUAGCUGAGCCAAAUUCCCAAUGAGGAGAGAGCUGUGGUGGACAUGGCUUUGUCCUUUGUCCCUCAAAUGCUGAUGUGGGAAUGGAGGAAUUGAGACCUGGCCCCACCCAGCCCGUGAUGGUGGCCGGGCGACAGGAAGCAGGCCAGCUUGGUUUGACAGUGGACUGCCUCUCUUCUGGGAUGCAGAGGGGUUCCUAGAAACAGAAUUUUGUUCCUCAAGUCUCCUUGUCCUGAGUCCUGGAUAGCUCAGCAUCCCCUCCCCCUGGACUGCAAGGCCAGCUGAGGCUCAGAAGUGUUGAGCUUUGGUUCCAGAAAAACCACCUCAUGGCUCCCAGGCCCAAGUUCUCAGUGACACACAUUUUUCCGCUUUCACAUUCCUAAGCUGGUUUGCCAGCUCAGAAGUCAUGCAUGGCCCCCCCUAGUUCUGCCCGAGGGAUGUGGCCUUCAGUUAAGGAUGGGAUUAGACCCUUUGCUCAGGGAAUACCCUUUAAAAAAAAAUAAGGGGGUAGGGGUUGAAGCUAGGCAGAUGGGGGGUUGUUUAGGGCUUUUUUUGUUUUUCUUUAAAACUAACAUUGUUGACAUAGAGGAACUGGACACCCUGUAAUUCUCAAUGGUCAGAGAAAGGAGACCAGUGUGCCACUAUUUCUCCUCAAGGUGGGGUUCUUGAUCAUCUUGGACCAUGGCAAGCUCCAGUAGGACCCUGGUUCUGGCUUUUCCGGAACUGCUAUGGAUUGCACACCCAGUGGGUGCCUGGCACCGUACUUGGUGCAGAAGAUGAGAGUGUUGGUUUUCCCAUAACUGCAAGUUUGGAGGCGGACCAAAACUCCUUCGGCUCCGCAGCUCCACCCGUGGCUUGUCCGCCAUAGCCAUAGCAGUAUUAGAGGGUCCACAGCUGAGCAAUGGAGACUCACGCGCGAGGCCUCAGUCAGUUUCUUCUUUAUUUUCCUCACCAAAUUACCAACUCAGCAUAACCAAAGACCUCAUCCAUUCACCCCAUGUAGGUUCAGGGAAUCAGACUGACCUGGUGAACUCGGGCAGGGGUAGGGGAGGAGAGGAGAAAGGGAAAGGCCUGCAGUGUUAUACCUCAGCCACCAGCUGCCUUCAUUCUGAACUGAAGUCUAGCUGAAGUCUCCUGUGCCGCCAUGGGAUAUGGGCUAUGGCUACCCCAGAGUACACCCGUGCUCUGCUACCCCGCCCUCCAUGUUUCUCCCAGGCCGCCGAUGGUUAAAUGGACAGGAGUUAAGUGCAGCCAAGCUCUCAGCUGGGCCUGGCCGACUGAACCACCCCAACUCCUAUGGCAGUCAGAUCAUGUAGAUGAAGUAAAUCUUUGCUGGUGGAUCAGUGUGUACAGAAGAGGUAUCCCCUUUAUGAUAAAAUUUCCAGUGUAUAUAUAUGUGUGUAUAUAUAUAUAUAUAUACACACAUAUAUAUACACACACACAGUUGUUUGUGAAAUAUACUUUUGUAAAUAAUAUUUAAUUUUUUAAAUAAUAUAUUUGGUGCUGUAUUCUCAGAUCCCCUGAGAGCACUUUUAUUUUCAAUUCUAUAGCUUCCUCUGUGUUUCUUGAAGUAUAUUUUAAGGGAAAGAGUAAUCACUGAUAUACUUUUUUUUUCCUUAGAUCUGUCACUUUAAAAUGGAUUGAGGCUUUAAAACAUUUUUGCUUUUUUUUUUAUGUUUGCAUUUUUUUUUUUCCCAGUUGAACAGACUAGUAAAUUGCAAGGUUGUGAACUGAUACUUUCUUGCCCAGUAUUGGCCAGAAGAGAAACAAGUAGUAACAACUUAAGGGUAAUUACCUUAGUUGGGAGAACUUCCAAGAAAUUGGAAUCCCCGCCCUGUGUGUGUGUGUGUGUGUGUGUGUGUGUGUGUUUCCUACUGAGGACACUAUGAACUACAGCUUAUACCUUGGGCACAUAGUUUUCCCUCUCUGGUUUCCAUGUUGGAGCGACCAACAGCAGGAAGCAGGAUUUUCUCUCCCCGAGUGUGGAGCUCCGGCCGGUUCCUCCGUGUGCUCAGCCUCCUCAGCCCAUGAAGCAAAGCUGUGAGGAUAAGUCGGAGAGAAAAUGCUGAGAGAAGUCUGUUCUUCUGGGGUGGAGCAGAUCAGUCUCACACCCCAGGGCUCCGGGUGUUCUGGAAGCCCUGUCAUAUUAAAUGUUAACUGGUUCAGGUUAAAAGGACAUUAAUAACAAAAUAGAUUUUUUUUUUUUAAAGGUCAGAUUGCUUUGGGUUCAGGCAUAGACUGGCAAAUCAAAUCUUGAACGCAACUUUUAUAUUAAAAAAAAAAAUCUGCCUCAAUGGAAAACACAUGGUAGUUCUAUGAGUGGAAAAUAUUGUUUUUAAAAUUGUGAUUGAUUUAUAAAAUUACCAUACAGUCAUGAAAUGUAUGAGAAAGAGAAAGCCGAGGUGGGGUUAGAUUUGCCCAGCAUUUCACAGUGGUUUGGUGAAGGCAGGAGUUGGCUCCCUUUUCCUAGCCUGCAAACUGUACCAUGAAUUUGUCUGUCUGUGUUUACAAACUGCAUUUGUUUGGUUUGGGAUUGUCUUUGUGUCGUAUUCUGUUUUUGUUUUUUUUCCCCCCAGGUCACUUUGCUUCAAUAACAAGGCGAUUGUUUUUUGAGUAAUCUGUCUUCACCUCCUUCCGGUAUUUGUACAUAAUGAUUCAGUAUUAGUAAGAAGUGCUUGUUUCUGUCAUUUCCAAUCUGUGUUGGUGCUCAUUUGAGAAAAUAAAGUUUUCAAAUACCAA